Molecule: messenger RNA, 4325 nt
Organism: Cavia porcellus (domestic guinea pig)
Lineage: Eukaryota; Metazoa; Chordata; Mammalia; Rodentia; Caviidae
Gene: Ppp1r10
Product: protein phosphatase 1 regulatory subunit 10
Exons: 18
Coding region: 762-3614 (950 amino acids)
Cellular component (GO): nucleus; chromatin; PTW/PP1 phosphatase complex
Molecular function (GO): protein phosphatase 1 binding; metal ion binding
Source: RefSeq, a predicted model, not a curated record
UAGAAGCCGGUGGUUUUUAUCUUUUGAUUUUUUUUUUUUUUUUUGAGUAGGGCAUUGUGCUGGGAAGCGGGAUAGGAUUGGGUCUGUUUGGGAGCCGCGGCUUGUCCAAAGCGGCUGUAUUCGGGAUGGAGCACUGGGCUGUAUUUUGGGAUGAAAAAGAUGGUAGCGUGGACUGUUGGAAAAACCACCCUUAUUGAUUGUAUCUUUCUCCUUUGUGUUCCUUUUACCCCAGGUUUGAAUUUUCUUGGAGAAAGACAGGCCAGCCACGAGGAAAACAGAAACGAGCCUCAUCAACAUCUAAGCCCUUGAAAGGAUCCAGAGGGGGGAAAGGGAAAACCGCAGCCACCAGCCCAACAACCACUUGUGUCUUCUGCCCCUGCCCACCUAUUUGCCCACCCCACCAGCCCACGCUGCUUGGGACUUGAGAUCUGUGGCCGAAGGACCGUCACCACAUACUUCAAAAAUAAUCAACCACCCUCCCUUCCCAAACCCAACCCAAUUUCACUCAUUCAGCGUUUACUUUUUUGCAUCCACUCAGAAUUUUUUUCUACGACCCCCCUCCCUAAAUGGAGUCGGGUGGGGGGAAAUGAAUACUGAGUCGGCCUUUAUUUUUCAAGAGACUUUUUGAUCCAAUGAGGCCCCCUAAGUAAUCGAGUUUUGGGUCCUGGUUGGUUGUUUUAUUUUUUUCCUCCAAAUUUUGCCCCCUCCCCCCCUGAGCCCGAGGUGCUGACGUCGCAAAAAAAUUGGAUAAAACCAGGAUCAUGGGUUCUGGUCCCAUAGACCCCAAAGAGCUGCUCAAAGGGCUGGACAGCUUUCUAAACCGAGAUGGGGAAGUCAAGAGUGCGGACGGGAUUUCCAAGAUCUUCAGUCUGAUGAAGGAAGCACGGAAGAUGGUGAGUCGCUGCACAUACUUGAACAUCCUGCUGCAGACUCGGUCAUCUGAAAUACUGAUCAAGUUUAUUGACGUGGGAGGCUACAAGCUACUUAACAACUGGCUGACCUAUUCCAAGACCACCAACAACAUUCCCCUCCUGCAGCAGAUCCUGGUGACCCUCCAGCACCUGCCACUCACGGUGGACCACCUCAAGCAGAACAACACAGCCAAGCUGGUGAAGCAGCUGAGCAAGUCGAGUGAGGAUGAAGAGCUGCGGAAGCUGGCCUCCGUCCUCGUCAGCGACUGGAUGGCCGUCAUCCGCUCCCAGAGCAGCGCGCAGCCUGCAGCAUCUCCCUCCCAACUGCGGUCCUUUCCUGCAACAGAGAAAGAUAGGAAGAAGCGCAGAGAAGAGGGGAAAAGCCGCAGCGUGCCCCCGGAGCGCCCCCCAGCCGAGGUGAAGCCCGAGGCCCGGGCUGAGGAGGUGCCUGAGAAGAAGCGGGAGAAGCCCAAGUCAUUGCGCACCACGGCGCCCAGCCACGCCAAGUUUCGCUCCACUGGGCUGGAACUGGAGACACCGUCACUGGUGCCCGUGAAGAAGAGUGCCAGCACUGUGGUGGUCUCAGACAAGUACAACCUCAAGCCCAUCCCCCUGAAGCGCCAGAGUGCUGCAGCGACGCCUGGAGAUGCAGCCCCCCCUGCAGAGAAGAAGUACAAGCCCCUCAACACAACCCCCAACACCACCAAGGAGAUCAAAGUGAAGAUCAUUCCGCCACAGCCUAUGGAGGGCCUGGGCUUCCUGGACGCACUCAACUCAGCUCCUGUCCCAGGCAUCAAAAUUAAAAAGAAGAAGAAGGUGCUGUCACCCACUGCUGCCAAGCCCAGCCCCUUUGAAGGGAAGCCAAGUGCAGAGCCAAGCACAACCAAGCCAGCGUCCCCAGAGCCAGCCCCAGCCUCUGAGGCCAUGGACGUGGACCGGCCUGGCACCCCGGUGCCCCCUGUGGAGGUCCCAGAGCUCAUGGACACAGCCACGUUGGAGCCAGGAGCCCUGGAUGCCCGGCCAGCAGAGAGCCCCGGGGAGCCUGGGCCGCUGACGCGGAAAGGCCGGAAGCGGAAGACAGUGACGUGGCCCGAGGAGGCCCGGCUGCGGGAGUACUUCUACUUCGAGUUGGAUGAGACGGAGCGUGUGAAUGUAAAUAAGAUCAAGGACUUCGGGGAGGCAGCCAAGCGAGAAAUCCUGUCGGACCGGCACGCGUUUGAGACGGCCCGGCGCCUGAGCCACGACAGCAUGGAAGAAAAGGUGCCCUGGGUGUCCCCAAGGCCACUGCUGCUGCCUGCACCACUCGUCACCCCCGGCAGCAACAGCCAGGAGCGCCACGUACAGGCUGAGCGGGAGAAGGGCAUCCUGCAGGAGCUGUUCCUCAACAAGGAGAGCCCGCACGAGCCCGACCCCGAGCCCUACGAGCCCGUGCCCCCCAAGCUCAUCCCUCUGGACGAGGAAUGUGCCAUGGAUGAGGCCCCCUAUGCUGAGGCCCUGGAGCCCGGUGGCCCAGGCGGCUCCCCUGAUGGUGCGGCUGGCUCCAAGCUGCCUCCAGUGCUGGCCAACCUCAUGGGGAGCAUGGGCGCUGGGAAGAGCCCGCAGGGCCCGGGCGGGGGUGGCAUCAACGUGCAGGAGAUCCUCACCUCCAUCAUGGGCAGCCCAGGCAGCCACCCCCCGGAGGAGCUGCUGAAGCAGCCAGACUACUCAGACAAGCUCAAGCAGAUGCUGGUGCCACAUGGACUUCUGGGUCCUGGACCCAUUGCCAACGGGUUCCCACCUGGAGGCCCCGGAGCCCCCAAGGGGAUGCAGCACUUCCCCCCUGGGCCGGGGGGACCCAUGCCAGGUCCCCAUGGAGGCCCUGGUGGACCAGUGGGUCCACGUCUCCUGGGUCCCCCACCACCUCCCCGUGGGGGUGACCCCUUCUGGGAUGGGCCAGGGGAUCCCAUGCGGGGCGGCCCAAUGCGAGGGGGUCCAGGCCCUGGUCCCGGACCAUACCAUCGUGGCCGAGGUGGCCGAGGAGGAAAUGAGCCCCCUCCACCACCCCCUCCAUUCCGAGGGGCCCGAGGAGGACGGUCUGGAGCAGGACCGCCAAAUGGACGAGGCGGCCCCGGUGGAGGCAUGGUUGGAGGUGCUGGGCAUCGGCCCCACGAAGGCCCCAGUGGGGGCAUGAGCAGCGGCAGUGGACACCGGCCCCACGAUGGCCCCGGUGGGGGCAUGGGCAGUGGCAGUGGACACCGCCCCCAUGAUGGCCCCAACGGGGGCAUGGGCAGUGGCAGUGGACAUCGGUCCCAUGAAGGCCCUGGUGGAGGAAUGGGCAGUGGACAUCGGCCCCACGAAAGCCCUGGAGGUGGCAUGGGUGGUGGCAGUGGACAUCGGCCCCAUGAAGGCCCUGGCAGUAGCAUGGGUGGCAGUGGACAUCGGCCCCAUGAAGGCCCUGGACACGGGGGACCCCAUAGCCACAGGCCACAUGAUGUUCCUGGUCACCGAGGCCAUGACCACCGAGGGCCACCUCAUGAGCACCGUGGCCAUGAUGGCCCUGGCCACGGGGGAGGGAGCCACCGAGGACAUGAUGGAGGCCACAGUCACGGAGGAGACAUGUCCAAUCGCCCCGUCUGCCGGCAUUUCAUGAUGAAGGGCAACUGCCGCUACGAGAACAACUGUGCCUUCUACCACCCCGGGGUCAACGGGCCACCCCUGCCCUAGGGCCAGCAGCCCCGCUGCAGCCUGCUCCUCCCCAGUUAUGGCUUCUGUGAGGCCCAUGUCCCCUUUCCCAGCUGAGAGGAGCUGGCCCCAGGCUCAACCCAUGCGGUCCGGUCCCACCCGUCUCGGGUGUGUGUCCGUGUACAUACCCCUUCGGCCCAGGGCCGGGCUGCCGGCCUGGACUGUGGACCCUGAUGAGGAGGCCCUGCCGGCUCCGCCUGCGUCCUGGCCCUUGGUGCAGCCCCACUGCCCAGAGCCCAGGGCCACCUGGCUGCGCCUGCUCUCCCAUCUGUGGGCCUCACACAGACUCCAUGGGGGACCCACUGUCCUGGGAGGGCACCUCGCCCCACUGCCCUGUGCCCACGGUCGAACCUGUACCCGUCCGCCUUUGAGUCUGCUGGGUUUGAUGAUGGCAGAUUCCUUUCUGCAUGGUGAGCACUUGGGGCUACCCCACCUCUGACCAUCCUGGAGACUUCACAGGACACUUGGGGACCCACUUCCCGCCGAGGGUCACACUACACGCCCCUGGGCCUCAGCAGGUUGCCCCUGCCCAUCGGCAUCGGUUGUUUUCUAUGAAAACAGUGAAUUGGUUGGGUUUUGUGCAGGGUCUUGGGUUAGAGCCACAAUGGAUUUGAGGAUGGAUAUUUUCUUUUUCUUUUGGUUUUGUAUAUUUUGUACAUUAAUAAACAGUGCAAAAAGAAGCAGCUUAUUUAA